AUGGCUCCUCUCACCAGGUCGGCGAGAUCAGCAGCGUCGGGUGCUACCACGCUACGAUCGCAGCCUCCGCCCAAGGAACCGGAAAUCAUCAGCAUUGACGAGGAUGACGAGGGCGACCAGCUCAUGGAAGAUGAGGAAUCCUAUGAGGAUCAACCAGAGUAUGAAGAUGAGGAUGAGGCCAUGGGUGACGAAAUCGACGAUGAGCACAAUGAAGUCAAUGGCGAUGCUGCGGAGAAUGGCUCCGCUGUCCCAGUGCUGGAACCCAACCUGAAAUCCGUCAAGGGCUAUCGAAGCAGGGCGCAAGCUUCCCCUAAGCUAUUCACCGAGUCAAGCACGGGCGCCAGCGCCCAGGAAAUGUUGCGCCCCCUUCGCAGUACCGCAGAUCGCGUCACGCGCCAGAUUGAGGCCUUCGCCGAGAAGCUGGAUCAGUUCAAGCGAAAGAACACCACCGAUGAAUUCCAGAACGUUCAGGCCGCCUACAAGCUGGUGGAGAGCUAUCGGGACUUCACGCAGAAUGCCAUGAACGAGCUCAACCGACAGCAAACCCUCAAGAAAGCCAAGUCAGGUUACCGGACAAGUACUGCGACCGACGAUACUCAGGCCGAAACCGAAGCGCAGCGCUUGCAGCUGCAGGUCGACACCUGGCGCCUGCUUCUCAAUCUGAUCAGCAUUGACGACCCUGCCAGUCGCGCCAGCUUCAAAGAAGGCCAGCGCGACGCCUUCCAGAAUCUCCACCGGUAUUCGUCGGAUCGUGAAAUUUGGGAGGAAUUCCUGAAUGCGGAUCAGUACGCGCUCGAGUGUGUGGUCUCCAUGCGCUGGCUGGAGGAGACUGCCAAGGCCGCGCCCCAGGAGAUUGACAACAUGAUCAAAGAACUGGAGGAUCAAGCUGAGCGAGGACAGGGUCUGUGGGCACAUGGCUGGCUGUUCACCAAGGAAGCGAUCAAGGGACACAAGCGACUCCGCGUUUGGCCGCAGCCUUUGGAACCGAAUGACCCUGCCAUUUCCCGCGCCCUUCUGAGCAAUGACACACAGGCCCCAUUGAUUACACAGUUAGAUCCCGAUGCUCUGACGCGACAGAAGCACAGCUUGCAGAAGCAGGAUGCAUGCUACGAGCGCGCUACAUGGAUGGCCUGCUGGAAGAUGCUUCGCCGGGGCGAGAAUUGGACAACUAUUCGCGAAUGGGCUCAAAGCCGUCUCGAGAGCUGGAGGGCCGUCAGUCUCUGCGGUUCUAGCGUGGAUGCGGCUACUGCCACCACGCGGACGCCGGUAGAUGAUGGAUUGACCCGUCUGAAGAAUAGUCGCUCCCAAGACUCGUGGCGUGCUGCUUGCCAUGCUUUGACCAAGGAUCCAAACACGUGUGACUACGAGAAAGCAGUUUACGCGCUUCUCUGCGGUGAGUCCGAGCCGGCAGCCAAGAUUUGCAAAACGUGGGAUGAUCAUCUCUACGUGUACUUUAAUCGCAUCGUCCUCGCCCGGUACCAGGGAUUCUGCCGACAGUUCCAACGCAAACUGAGCCAGUCGCCUGGUAUCCCUGUUGCAUUCAAGCCGGAGCCAGCCGGGCAUGCUGAUCUCCAGAAAUUCGUCGAAUAUCUGCGUGGUAACGAAGCGCUGAGCACCGAGGCACGCGAGCCAUUCCGCCAUAUCCAAGCUGCUAUCUUGACUAAGAGCUAUGAUACUUUCUUCCACCUGCUUUCUCAGGCGGUGUCUCAAGUCGGCGUCAAAAAACUUGGGGCCUCCUCCUACAUUCCAAACCUGGGGGUAUAUCACGUGGAUAAGGCAUUGGUCAUUGCGGCCGAAGACCUUGAUGCCGUGCAGAUGGCGACUCAUAUUUACGUGAUUGUCAAUUCGAUCGGAUACGCGCAUGGAGAUAGUCAAUUUUCGGAGGCAGCUUCUGUCAUUGUGGCCGGUUACAUUGCUUAUCUGCAGGACAAGUGCUUGCCUGACUUAUUCCCAUUGUACGCUGCUCUCCUACCAACGGAGAUGUGUAACAGCGUUCUCGCUAAGAUCCUGAUCGAUAUUGUGGAUUGGGACGCCAGGAAAUUCCAAAUUCGGACCAUGCAGAAACAUAGCAUUGACAUCAACGCUGUUCUCGAUGCACAAUGGUCGUGGCUUAGGAGCGGUGUUUCCUCCAUGGAGCACUCCGCUGGGCUGACUGGAUACUCUCGAGUCAGACGGUUACCGGAUGGUACUCGUGUCUUGAUGCCACCCAAGAAGGACCUCAUUGGGAACAGUGUCGCGCCCGAGGAUGAAAAGAUGAUUCGCAAUCUGGAGUGGCUCCGGUGCGUAGGUGGCCAGUGGUCUAAGAUCUGUACCCGCGGAAAGUGGUUGUACCGCCAGUUCUUUGUCGCUGGCAAACUUGCUGCUGCUCGCGAUCUUGGCCAUCGCAUCCGCAUGACGGAUAUUUCUCACGAAUCCUUCAAUGUGGAUGUUUUUGAGUUCCCGGAUCUGGCUCCAUCGCUAGAAGACGCACCUCUCAGCCCAGUCAAGUCCAAGCGGAGUCAUGCUCACCGACGCAGCCUGUCUAGCAGUAACGGUACCAUCACCAAGUCUCACCAGAGCGCCUAUCAACAAGCCGUUCAUAUGUGGAAUCUUGAGACAAUGGCUCUUGGCUUUGAUGCCCUAGAGCAAUUCGCCAUCGUAUACGACCAGUCUUCGAAGACCAAACGCCGGCGAGAUUCUGGUUCUGUCAGAGACUUCCAAGCCGAACUUGAGGCUCUGCUGCAGGAAAUCGAAUACAGCGUGGGACUGAUCGUUGAUGAGUGGCUUGUGAAAUCCGAGAUUGAGGAGGAAGAACGAGACUUUGAACACAUUCGCCGGACCUAUCUCCCCGAACUAAUCCUUGACUACCACAACGCCUUGUACUACGCCAGCCACUCUCUCGACAAGCCCAAUCUGCUCACCCAAUGCAUGACCGUGUCCAUCUGGGUCGCCAAUAAUGCCCACUUGACGCGUAGCUUCACCGAGGCGCAGCGCAUGUCCGAGCUCGUGGAUUGUUUUGCCUUGGCAAGCAAGGCGAUGGUCCUGACUGACCCGAAAAACGACCAGACCUUCCCGAAUGGGCAGACGUUGGGCAUCUGGCGGGUCAACGUCUCAGAGGAUGAUGAGGCUGCCCUGCUCCAGAACAGGGAGUAG
Molecule: messenger RNA, 3132 nt
Organism: Penicillium daleae
Lineage: Eukaryota; Fungi; Ascomycota; Eurotiomycetes; Eurotiales; Aspergillaceae
Product: nucleoporin Nup84/Nup107 family protein
Exons: 6
Coding region: 1-3132 (1043 amino acids)
Biological process (GO): post-transcriptional tethering of RNA polymerase II gene DNA at nuclear periphery; mRNA export from nucleus; protein import into nucleus
Cellular component (GO): nuclear pore; nuclear pore outer ring
Molecular function (GO): structural constituent of nuclear pore
Source: RefSeq, a predicted model, not a curated record